Colletotrichum phormii is the source of this 2418-nucleotide messenger RNA. Its product is annotated as family 3 glycoside hydrolase. The coding region runs from base 1 to 2418 and encodes 805 amino acids. The record is from RefSeq and is a predicted model, not a curated record. Gene Ontology annotation, molecular function: beta-glucosidase activity. Gene Ontology annotation, biological process: glucan catabolic process. The transcript has 5 exons. NCBI's taxonomy places the organism in Eukaryota, Fungi, Ascomycota, Sordariomycetes, Glomerellales, Glomerellaceae.
AUGACUAUCUCCUACAUUCCAGAAAAGCCGGCUGUCUUCGACGUGGAAGAUGUCUUGGAGAAAUUGACUGUUCAAGAAAAGAUUGACCUACUUGCUGGUAUCGACUUCUGGCACACCAAGAGUGUUCCCCGUCUUCAAGCUCCUUCCAUCAGACUAUCCGAUGGCCCAAAUGGAGUCCGGGGUACGAGAUUCUUCAAUGGUGUGCCGGCAGCUUGUUUCCCCUGCGGCACUGGUCUCGCAGCAACUUGGGAUGCUAGUCUGCUCCAAGAAGCCGGAAGGCUCAUGAGUCUCGAAGCGAGAGCCAAGGGGGCGCACAUCCUCCUAGGGCCCACGGUCAAUAUGCAAAGAAGUCCCCUGGGAGGCCGAGGAUUUGAAUCGUUCUCGGAAGAUCCAGUUCUUGCAGGUCAAAGUGCCGCUGCGGUUGUUACCGGCAUUCAGAGUACAGGAGUUCAGGCUGCUAUCAAGCACUUUGUGGGAAAUGACCAAGAGCACGAGCGAAUGGCUGUUGAUUCUCGUAUCACGGACCGGGCUCUUCGGGAAAUCUACCUGCUACCCUUCCAGAUUGCUGUCCGAGAUGCAAAUCCUGCGUCAUUCAUGACCGCUUAUAACAAAGUUAAUGGGCUCCAUGUGAGUGAAGACGCCGGAAUGCUCCAGAGCAUUUUGCGUGACGAAUGGAAAUGGCAAGGCCUGAUCAUGAGCGAUUGGUACGGAACAUACUCCACCAUCGAAGCUAUCGAGGCUGGUCUUGACUUGGAGAUGCCUGGACCCACGCGCUGGCGCGGCCAGUUGGUGAAGCACGCACUGGCAUCCAGAAGACUCCUCCCCGAGGCUGUAGAUGAACGCGUCCGCGCAGUCCUCAAAGCCGUUCGCCGUGCGGCAUUGACAGGAAUCCCUGAAGGUGCAGAGGAAAAAGGUCGAGAUCUUCCAGAGACCUCAGCUCUCCUCCGAAAGAUUGCGGGAGACUCAAUCGUACUACUAAAGAACGAGAACGCUACCCUGCCUUUCAACAAAGAAAAGACUGUUCUCGUAAUCGGACCAAACGUCAAAGCAGCGGUCUACUGUGGUGGAGGAUCAGCUACUUUGAGGCCCUAUUACGCAGUCACGCCAUUCGAUGCUGUUUUCGAGCAAGCAAGUGAUGUUAUUUACUCAGUCGGGUGCUACGCCCACAAGAUGCUACCGAUUCUCGGCCCUCGGUUGAAAACCGCAAAUGGCCAGGUCGGAGUUACCUUCAGGGCUUACACCGCACCGGAAACCGAUACUCACCGUCAACCGGUCGACACGCUGCAUCUCGUUGACACGAACAUGUACUUUGCCGACUACUAUCAUCCUGAGAUAACGGAAGAUCUGUGGUGGGGAGAGAUCGAGGCCUCGUUCACUGCCGAAGAGACGGGCGAUUUCGAGUUCGGUUUGACUGUCCACGGAACUGCCAAUCUUUACAUUGACGGGGAGCUCGUGAUCGAUAACGAAACCACUCAAAGAGGCGGCGGAAGCUUCUUCAAUGUCGGAACCGUGGAAGAAACCGGGAUCAAGGCGCUGGUAAGCGGACAGACAUACAAUGUCACGGUGAAAUUCGCCAGCGGCGCGGCAUCCAAGGUAAAGGACGCUGACGGCGUGGUUUCAUUUGGCGGUGGCGGUGUUGAAGUUCGUGACGCGGAUCAGGAGAUUCGCCGCGCAGCAGAGCUGGCAAAGUCGGUGGACCAAGUCGUCGUAUGCGUCGGGCUCAAUGCGGACUUUGAGCAAGAGGGCCAUGACCGCCCUCACAUGGACUUGCCUGGAAGAACAGAUGACUUGGUUUCUGCUAUUGCUGCUGCCAAUCCAUCCACUACCGUUGUAGUUCAGUCUGGGACGCCUGUGACAAUGCCUUGGGCUGGUUCUGUAUCGGCAAUUAUCCAAGCAUGGUACGGUGGAAACGAGACGGGCAAUUCCAUCGCAGAUGUCUUAUUUGGAAACGUCAACCCAUCGGGCAAGCUGCCCUUGUCGUUCCCAGCCAGGGUUGAGGACAACCCGGCUUUCGUCAACUACCGGUCGGACCAGGGGCGAGUGCUUUACGGCGAAGACGUCUUUUUUGGGUACCGCUACUACGAAGCAGUCAAGAGACCUGUUCUCUACCCCUUUGGGUGGGGGCUCUCCAGGUUUCUCACGGAGUCACCGAGGUUGUGCACGUCUACGUCGCGCCUCAAUACCCCUCAAUUACACGCCCUGGAAAGGAGCUCAAGGGGUUCUCAAAAGGCGGGACAGUCCGCUGAGGUAGAAAUUGUCUUGAGCAAGAAAUAUGCUCUAAGCCAGUGGGAUGAACCGCGCAAACAGUGGGCGGUGGAGGCCGGAAAAUACGACAUUCUUGUUGGCACCAGCAGCAGUGAGACGCCUCUUACGGCUACAGUGGAGGUUGAGAAGACCAGCUGGUGGUCAGGCGUUUGA